UUACCAUGUCAUCACUGAACAACGUUCGAGUCUGCAAGAAGACGUUUGACAUUGCGAGGCUCUGGAGUGGUGUUCGGUUCCAGGGAGACUAUCCGUACAGUUUCACUAGAUUGCCCUCCACCGGUACUACAGAAUGGCGAAUUUCUUCGACAACAAAGCUCGCGCCCUGGCGGCGGCGUCGGCCUCAGGUUCAAAAGCAAAAGUGAACGAGCCGGUAGUUGCAGCUCCCCGGUUGGCACCUUGGGUCGAGAAAUAUCGUCCAAGAUCCCUCGAAGAUGUACGGGCGCAGGAUCAUGUCGUCCAGACACUGAACAGAAUGGUCCACGCAUCAAACCUACCGCAUCUGCUACUCUACGGACCACCAGGAACUGGCAAGACCUCGACGAUAUUGGCACUCUGUCGUGAACUAUUUGGCCCGGAGUUAUUCCACUCGAGAGUUCUGGAGCUCAAUGCCAGUGAUGAACGAGGCCUUGCCGUGAUCAGAGAACGAGUCAAGCAAUUCGCAUCUCUGCAUCUCGUCAGCGCACCCGCUUCAAAAGAAUAUCGAGAGCGCUACCCAUGCCCUCCUUUCAAAGUCAUCAUCCUUGACGAAGCCGACUCUUUGACUCAAGAUGCUCAGGGCGCCCUGCGACGAGUGAUGGAGGUACACAGCAAGAUCACACGCUUCUGCCUAUGCUGCAACUAUGUCUCCCGCAUCAUCGAUCCGAUUGCAUCUCGAUGCUCAAAGUUCCGCUUCAAAGCACUUGAGGGCGGUCAAGCAUCAGAACGAAUCCAAGAAAUCCUUACAGCAGAGAAAGUCAAGUACGAAGAUGGUGUGAUUGAAAGAGCGCUGAGAGUUUCCGAUGGUGAUCUCAGACGUGCAAUCAAUCUCCUUCAGAGCGCUGCUCGUCUCGUUGGCGCCACAGAGCAAGCAUCCAACGGUCAAGCCUCGAAGAAAUCGAAAACGAUCCCAGACGACUCCGACGAAGAGAUGGCAGACGUGGAUGAUGCGAAAGGCUCUUCGACGACGGUUCACCGCAUCAAAAUCUCCGAUAUCGACGAGAUUGCAGGUACAUUCCCGCCAGACCUCACUAACGGGUUAGUCAAAGUCCUUCAGAAAGGAAACAUCCGGAACUACAAUGCCAUCGCCGCACAAAUCACCGACAUUGCUGCAUCGGGAUACGCAGCUAACGAGGUCUUGUCAAGCUUGUACAGCAAACUCAUCUUCGACGAUCUUGUGGAUUCGAAGAAGAAAUACAAGCUGACGCAGAUGUUCUCAGAGUUCGAUAAAAGACUGGUGGAUGGUGUGGAUGAGCAUCUCGCUCUUCUUGACCUGUCUUGUCAGCUAGCAGGCGUUCUUGCAGCGUGACGGGCCUUUGUUGGUACCUUUUGCGGGAAAGCACUACCGUAUCAUUCGUGGUAAAUGGGGGAGUUCAAACAUAAGCGACGGCGUUACACUUCACAGGGAUGGGACUUGAUAAGAAAGAUCCUUGACGUGGGAACAGUGUGGGCUAAUGCGCCCUGACACACGAUCUGUAUCAAACAACGCCAAUCAAGUUCGUGGACUUCAUGCGAUCUUCACCAGCUUCGUCUUGACUUCAUAUCCGUCAUCACCCGGAAUGACCCGCCCGUCAGCCGUCCUCUUCCUCCGC
Molecule: messenger RNA, 1631 nt
Organism: Exophiala xenobiotica
Lineage: Eukaryota; Fungi; Ascomycota; Eurotiomycetes; Chaetothyriales; Herpotrichiellaceae
Exons: 3
Coding region: 134-1348 (404 amino acids)
Biological process (GO): DNA repair; DNA-templated DNA replication
Cellular component (GO): nucleus; DNA replication factor C complex
Molecular function (GO): ATP binding; DNA binding; DNA clamp loader activity
Source: RefSeq, a predicted model, not a curated record